GAUUUUAUUUAGUUUUUUAUGUUUUUUUUUUAACAAUAUUCAAAAUUCUCAACCGGAAAAAUGAAUUGCAAGCGACAUGGUGGUGCAGCAAGGAGUCUCACACUUAUACCCCCUAAGCCAUCCGUUUCAACGAUAAGUGGAGAAUCUCCAGAGAUAUCGCGUCGAAUGAAGAAAUAUCUCAAAUUGAUUGAUCUGUACAAAGGCCACGACUGCUUGUGGCAUCAAUGUAAUAGCGAAUUUUUCGAUAAACCUGUGAAGGAGAAAGUCUGGAAGGAGAUUGCCAGAAAGAUGAAGAAAAAGUCAGAUACUAAUCGCUGGAAAUUCCUGAUUAACAAACUUCGCUAUAAAGUCGAACUGGAGCGCCUACAUCAGCAAGAGGCCAAGUUCCAGCCGGAUAUAGAGCUGCCGCCUAAACUGGAAUAUUCGGAUAAAUUUCAAUUCUUAAAUCAUAUGUUUGAUAGAAAGUGGGGUAAAUCUCCUGUAACCACAGAGACUUCCAUUCCACAUAGACCUGCUUGCUUUUUGAUGUUGAAUUCCGCUAGAAAGGAUUGCAGCAAAGUGACAUCGUAUGCCAGCAAGCUAAAGGCGCUGGGAAACAUAAGGAACAACAAGUGCAGCAGGCUAAGUCUCUCGCACGAGGCCUUUCGCAAGAUGAUGGUGGCCACCAGUGGCUCCCUGUCAGAUUUCGGCAAUGAGGAAAAAUAAGAAUAGAAUUGCAACAUAACCAUGAAAUAGUUGGAACGAAAAAACACCUUUUAAAGAAAACAUAAUUGCCAGCCUACCCAUAAGGCCAAGCCAGGGAAUGGAGAAGAGAUAUGUCGAUAGCUUCAUCGAGCGUUGAAGUAUAUCUCUGGCGGAAAAAGGAAGAUGUGGAAUGGGCUGGAAGAUGUUAUUGGGAGGGAAAACAUUAUU
Drosophila guanche is the source of this 912-nucleotide messenger RNA. RefSeq lists its product as uncharacterized. The transcript is spliced from 2 exons. NCBI's taxonomy places the organism in Eukaryota, Metazoa, Arthropoda, Insecta, Diptera, Drosophilidae. Bases 61 to 705 code for a protein of 214 amino acids. The record is from RefSeq and is a predicted model, not a curated record.